Cornus florida is the source of this 2049-nucleotide messenger RNA. RefSeq names its product L-type lectin-domain containing receptor kinase IX.1-like. Gene Ontology annotation, biological process: protein phosphorylation. Gene Ontology annotation, molecular function: ATP binding; protein kinase activity; carbohydrate binding. Lineage: Eukaryota; Viridiplantae; Streptophyta; Magnoliopsida; Cornales; Cornaceae. Bases 1 to 2049 code for a protein of 682 amino acids. Gene Ontology annotation, cellular component: plasma membrane. The transcript has a single exon. The record is from RefSeq and is a predicted model, not a curated record.
AUGGUUGUUUGGAACUAUGAGAUUUAUCUCCAAUCACAAAGUCAUCCUCUAUCCAUGAUCAUAAACGUUUUCUUUUUCUUAAUCAUCCCUUUUGCAGCUCCGUUGUCAUUUAACUUCAACAGCUUCACUCCCUAUGAUUUAAACAUAACCUAUGAAAGAGCUAAUCCGGCAAACGGUUUUAUCCAACUCACCCCGAACAAGUGUGAUUCACCUAUGAAUGUAAGCAUUGGCCGAGCCACAUAUUCCAAGCCGAUGCACCUUUGGGACAGGGCCUCAAGAAAUCUGGCAGACUUCACUACCAACUUCAGUUUUGUCAUCAAUUCGCAUCACAGAGAAUCUUAUGGUGAUGGGAUUGCGUUCUUCCUUGCGCCUGCAGGAUCAAAAAUCCCAGAUGUCGAAGCAAGUGGUGGCAAUCUUGGCCUCCGAAGUGAUUUCAGUACAGAAAAAUCAUUUGUUGCAGUGGAGUUUGAUAUUUUUCAGAACAGCUGGGACCCAGAAUUUAACCAUGUAGGUAUUGACAUCAACUCUAUGACAUCUGUUAAUGUUGUAAAAUGGUUGAGCAGUACUAAUAUUUUGAAUGGGGAAAUAAAUGAUGUUUGGAUUCGUUAUAAUUCAGUUUCAAAAACUCUCAGUGUUUUCUUCACUGAUACCAAUAGAAUGGGAACCACUUUCAAACAAAGCCUUCAUUACUUCGUUGAUCUAAGGGACUGCUUGCCAGAAUGGGUUACAAUUGGCUUUUCAGCUGCAACAGCAAAUGCAUCAGCUAUGCAUAGUAUAUACUCAUGGAACUUCAGUUCAACACUGGAAAUUGAAGAAAACAUAACGACUCCAACAAAUCCAGGAGUAAUCACACCAAGUUCUGAUCCUGACCCCAAAUCAAGUAAAAGCCAGAAAGGAUUAGUGGGUGGAUUGGCUGUUGUUGGAGGCAUUUUGGUUGGUGUAUCGAGUUUGGUUUUGUUCCUCUUUUGCAAGAAAAAGCACGGGAGUCAAAACAAAGCUGGUCCUGGCUUUGUCAUGUCUGUGGUUGACAAUUUUGAAAGAGGUACAGGACCUAGAAAGUUUUCUUACAAGGACUUGGCUCGUGCUACCAAUAACUUCAUGCUGGAAGAGAAACUCGGAGAGGGAGGGUUUGGUGAGGUUUACAGAGGUUUCUUGAGGGACUUAAACUCCUAUGUUGCUGUGAAAAGGGUGUCAAGGGGUUCUAGACAAGGUCUAAAGGAGUAUGCAUCAGAAGUUAUGAUUAUUAGUCGAUUGAGGCAUAGGAACCUUGUGCAACUCAUUGGUUGGUGCCAUGAAAGACGAGAACUAUUGCUUGUUUACGAGUUCAUGCCUAAUGGAAGUUUAGAUUCUCAUCUCUUUAGAGAAAAAAACUUUUUAACUUGGAUUGUGAGAUACAAAAUCGCUAAAGGCUUGGCCUCGGCAUUGCUCUAUCUUCACGAAGGAUGGGAACAAUGUGUCUUGCACAGGGACAUAAAAUCAAGCAACAUUAUGUUGGAUUCCAGUUUCAAUGCCAAGCUUGGGGAUUUUGGAUUAGCUAGGCUUGUAGACCACGAAAAAGGAUCGCGAACAACAAUUUUGGCAGGGACCAUUGGUUACAUGGCUCCCGAUUGUGUCAUUACAGGCAAGGCCAGUAAGGAAUCAGAUGUCUAUAGCUUCGGAGUUGUAGCAUUAGAAAUAGCAUGUGGAAGAAAACCGAUCGACUGUAGUGCUCAAGAAGAGUGUCAGAUAACUAUGAUAGAGUGGGUCCGGUACCUCUAUGGAAUAGGAAGGCUUCUUGAAGCAGCGGACCCAAAACUGUCUGCAGAUUUUGAUAAGAAAGAAAUGGAAUGCUUGAUGAUUGUCGGCCUUUGGUGUGCUCAACUAGAUAGCAAUCUUAGGCCUUCAAUUAAGCAAGCAAUUCAUGUCCUGAAUUUUGAGGCUCCAUUGCCAAAUCUUCCAUCGGAGAUGCCUAUGCCAACAUAUGGAACUAUUCCUAUGUUUUCAGCGGCACUAUCCUAUGGCACCAUUGUUUCUGAGAGCAGCCAAAUGAGUUACUUAGCAGGUAGGUGA